Molecule: messenger RNA, 1975 nt
Organism: Drosophila mojavensis
Lineage: Eukaryota; Metazoa; Arthropoda; Insecta; Diptera; Drosophilidae
Product: esterase B1
Exons: 4
Coding region: 279-1913 (544 amino acids)
Source: RefSeq, a predicted model, not a curated record
AAUGUAGUUUUUAACGAGAACAAACAAAGCAGCUAACUCAAAAUCAGCUGUGUGUAAUAUUUUAAAAGUACAUAUUACAGAUAAUUUCUUUUACUGGCGCUCUGCUUUGCACUCAUUGCCAAGCCAGUUUAUGAGGUGUUUUAGGCGGUCGAGAGUCUGCAAUAUAUCGCAAUAAAUGCUUUUAUCUAGAUAAAAGCAAGAGGUGCGCCAUAAAUAAAAACAAAACCAGCAACACGUCACCCAGGCAGACUAGACGUAAGCUCGCAAAGGCGCAGAACAUGCCGCGUCCAGUUGAAACCGUUGUACAGACCAAAAGUGGGCCCGUUGUGGGCAAACACUGUACGAGCAUCUACGGCGAUGAUUACGUCAGCUUCGAGCGCAUACCGUAUGCGCGUCCGCCGCUCGGGGUGCUCCGCUUCAAGGCGCCGAUGCCGGUGGUGGCGUGGAAGCAGCCGCUCAUCUGCAGGCAGAAGGGCGAGAAGCCGCUGCAGUUCAAUCAAUACACGCAGCAGCUGGAGGGCGUGGAGAACUGUCUGUACCUCAAUGUCUAUGUGAAGUCUAUGAAGACGGAGGCGCCGUUGCCGAUGAUUGUUUUCUUCUUUGGCGGUGGCUUCGAGAAGGGCGACCCCACCACGGACCUGCACAGUCCCGACUAUUUUAUGAUGAGAAAUGUGGUCGUGGUCACCGUCUCGUAUCGCGUGGGUCCACUUGGCUUUCUCAGCCUCAACGAUCCCGCUGCGGGUGCGCCUGGCAAUGCGGGCCUAAAGGAUCAGCUAAUGGCGCUCAGGUGGAUCACAGAGAAUGCACUCUGCUUCAAUGCGGACGCCAAGAAUGUAACGGCAUUUGGCGAGAGCGCUGGCGCCGCCUCUGUACACUAUCUGAUGUUGAAUCCGCAAGCCGAGGGCCUCUUCCACAAGGCCAUUAUGCAGUCGGGCAAUGUGCUGUGCUCCUGGGCGCAAUGCUCGGUGCCCAAUUUGGCGCGACGUCUCGCCGAGCAUUUGGGCAUGAAGAAGAUCGAGAACGCGUCAGACUUCAAGGUCUUGGAGUUCCUGCAGGGUCUGCCCGGCGAUGCUCUGGUGAAGCCGUAUCUCCUGAGCGAAGCAGAAAAUUUGGACGAUUGUGUGUUUCAGUUUGGGCCCGUCGUAGAGCCCUAUGCCACCGAACACUGCAUGAUAAGCAAGCCGCCCGUCGAGCUGCUCGCCGAUGCCUGGGGCAAUAAGAUACCAGUGCUGAUGAGCGGCACCUCCUUCGAGGGCUUGCUGAUGUACGGCCGUGUGCAUAUGUCGCCGUAUUUGCUCACCAGCCUCAAGAACCAGCCGGAGCAUCUGCUGCCGCUGGAGCUGAAGCGAUCGCUGCCACAAUCACUGGCCCGCACGCUGGGCAAGCGAAUACAGUUCACGCACUUCCGGGAUAAGCCGCUGGAGCUGCUACCAGACACCGUGGCGGCGUAUUGUGAGUACGCCAGCUACAAGGUCUUUUGGCAUCCCAUCAUGCGCACUAUAAGGUCGCGCAUAGAAAGAGCCACGGCGCCCACCUAUCUAUAUCGGUUCGACUUCGACUCCUCCACAUUCAAUCAUCAGCGUCUGAAGUAUUGCGGCGACAAGAUGCGUGGCGUGGCCCACGUGGAUGAUCACUCGUAUAUUUGGUACGGCGACUUCUCCUGGAAGCUGGACAAGCACACGGCCGAGUUCCAAACUAUCGAACGCAUGAUCGACAUCCUGACCACCUUCGCCAGCACCUCAGAUCCGAAUUGCAAGAGCGUUGAGGAAGCCAUAACCAAAGCCACCUGGGCGCCAUUGAGUCAAAAGAAUAUGAAAUGCUUGAAUAUUGGAGAGCAUUUGAGAAUCAUCGAGCUGCCGGAGAUAGCCAAGUUGAGAGUGUGGGAUAACGUCUAUAAGACCAAGGCCAAAUAACUCUCCACUGAUUUCCAAAUUGACAGUCAUUAAAUUACCUGUAUAUUGAACUUUUCACGAUA